This is a messenger RNA of Soboliphyme baturini, 861 nucleotides long. The record is from the annotation of a GenBank genome assembly. NCBI's taxonomy places the organism in Eukaryota, Metazoa, Nematoda, Enoplea, Dioctophymatida, Soboliphymatidae.
GGCUUAGCAAUCCGGUUCCGCAGUAUGUUGUGUUGUAACUGCAAGGGGCAGAUUAGAGACCCGUACUAUGCCCAGAUUGGCGUUGACUAUUGGCACGAACAGUGUGUCCGCUGCAGCAAAUGCCACCGCGGCUUAAGCGAUAAAUGCUACCAAAAAUUUGGCGCCAUUUAUUGCAUGGAGGAUUAUUACAGGCUUUUCAGUCCGCAUCGUUGUUUCCUUUGUUCAACCGGGAUCGCACCGUCAGACCAGGUGUACAAAAUUACCUCAAGUCUCAUGUGCCACCAAAACUGCAACCGGUGCUAUCAGUGUAACCACCUGAUGCAACCUGGGGAGACGAUAAGGCUCGACCAGCAUUCUAAGCAGCUGUACUGCUCGGCACAUUUCACUGGCAUUUCGAUGUUCGACGCGAAAGACGAGUCAGUGGGCACAACAAGGAAGAAAGACACUUUUCUGUUACCCAAAACUGAGCCGCAUUUCAGUCGUGUCAGUGCCACCAGUGGCGAUGUUGGAACAAGCUUGAAGCACGAUGGCGCAGAGCUAGUGAACGCUGAGAAGCUGUUGGUCAGGAAUUACAUCAAGCGGCGUGGACCACGAACAACGAUCAAAACUUACCAACUAGAUCUGUUGAACAAGACUUUCUCAAAAACUCCCAAACCCUCAAAACAUGAGCGUGCCAAGCUGUCGCUCGACACAGGACUAAGUUUGCGAGUCAUACAGGUAUGGUUUCAAAACAGAAGAUCGAAAGACAGACGCCUGAAACAUCUGUGCAAUUGGAUUCGUCAAAAUGAACAUAAAAGCGCAGCAAGCACGACCGAAAUAUGUUCCGCUCCCAGCAGCACUCAUUCUGACUCCAGUAUAUGA